AUAAAAGUAAAUGAACUGGUAAGCCACUGGUUUUGGUUCUGCUCUUACCGUUAUCCCAACUUCCAUAUCCAAACUGAAAGACACUGGUUUUGGUUUUGUCGGGAAAAGGAGAAACUUCAAAAAGAUGCCCACUUUGAAUCUCUUCACUAACAUACCAGUCGACGCCGUCACUUGCUCAGACAUCCUCAAGGACGCCACUAAGGCCGUCGCUAAAAUCAUCGGCAAACCUGAAUCCUAUGUGAUGAUACUGCUUAACAGUGGAGUGCCCAUUGCAUUUGCCGGUACCGAGGAACCUGCUGCAUAUGGAGAAUUGAUAUCUAUUGGGGGAUUAGGACCUGGCGUAAACGGGAAGCUUAGCGAGACGAUAUCUGAGAUUCUCCAAAUUAAGCUCUCCAUAGACAGCUCUCGCUUUUAUAUCAAAUUCUACGAUUCUCCGGUAAGUCCCCUUUUGCUUCAAAUUCAAAGCUUUGCAUAAGAAAGAUCUCAUUCUCAAGAACUUAUAUAUAGAAUGCUGAUUUAGAUUAAAGCUAGAUGCUGAUGAUGGGCUAUAUAAAUUAAUAUAUGGAUACACACUUAGAUGAAAGCACGAUGUUCUUUAGUUCUUAUAAACUUGAUCAAUGAAUAGAAUGUUAGUUAAAUUCUUUGUUUUGCUUUUCUUUGGCAGCGACCUUUCUUCGGUUACAAUGGAUCAACUUUCUGAAAAGAGGCGAAUUCAACCUUGUAAUGAUAUUUGGGUUAGAACUGUUUGCUUAUUCAUUUCAAAAGCUGUAAUUCUGAACCAUAAUUUAUAAUUUUACCUCCCUCAAAGCCAAUAUAUUUCGUAUUUAAAC
Molecule: messenger RNA, 830 nt
Organism: Arabidopsis thaliana (thale cress)
Lineage: Eukaryota; Viridiplantae; Streptophyta; Magnoliopsida; Brassicales; Brassicaceae
Product: Tautomerase/MIF superfamily protein
Exons: 2
Coding region: 125-475 (116 amino acids)
Cellular component (GO): extracellular region
Molecular function (GO): dopachrome isomerase activity; phenylpyruvate tautomerase activity
Source: RefSeq, marked reviewed